This is a messenger RNA of Pocillopora meandrina, 651 nucleotides long. The record is from the annotation of a GenBank genome assembly. NCBI's taxonomy places the organism in Eukaryota, Metazoa, Cnidaria, Anthozoa, Scleractinia, Pocilloporidae.
AUGACAACUAUCGCAUUCAUCGUCUCCAUCAUGUUUGAAACUUUCUCGUCUUGGUGUAGUUGCUGUUUGGGUAAGAAUAUCUCGUUACUUUUUCCUUAUAUUGUCAGAAGAUAUCUUUUUUACUGCAGAUUAAUUUUUCAUGCAUUCAGUCUCGACAAACUGUAGCUAGUUGCGAGAAGUGUAUCUUUUUUUUUUUUUUUUUUCAUUUCAAAAUUGUGAUAUACCAGUAACUUGUUGUAGACUUUUUACUUGUAAUCUUGUAACCUAAGCUGAAACCCACUGUCUUCAGACCAUCCUCAUUCCAAUCCUUUCUUGAAGAGAGCCACAGUAAAAAAUUGUUUGCUUUCAACAGAUGACGAGUUUCGCAAUAUCGUGUUCAAAGCACCAAUCCCGGAUAAGAUCAUGAAGAAUCAUUUGAUCAAGACUGAGGAUGUACCUAACGAGGGGAGCUGUCGUGUGUUGUGUUAUAUGGACCCCAACUGCGUGUCCAUCAACCUCGGACCAUUUAUCCAAGGAAAACACUUAUGUCAGUUAAACAAUGCCACUGACAAAAGUCUCGCUUAUGAGCAAGGUUUUACUUACCUUGCCGUUGAGGUAACGAGCACAUUUGAUUUAUCUUUUUUGGCUGUUUUGUGGUACCUGAGUGCAGAU